Xenopus laevis (African clawed frog) is the source of this 3354-nucleotide messenger RNA. It is a transcript of the gene scara3.L, whose product is annotated as scavenger receptor class A member 3 L homeolog. The transcript has 6 exons. The record is from RefSeq and is a predicted model, not a curated record. Bases 487 to 2280 code for a protein of 597 amino acids. NCBI's taxonomy places the organism in Eukaryota, Metazoa, Chordata, Amphibia, Anura, Pipidae.
GUGUCAUAUUUCUCCUCUGGCUGCAGUGGAACAUGUCCAAAGCCUAUUGAGCAGCCGGAGAGGCUUGAGCAGACACACUCCUCUAUCAUGUAGAAGUGUAGAAUACACAGUCGCUGUUCUGGUGUCCAACAGAACCACCAAACUUCUUCUAUUUCUAGGAUCAACACCCUCCAUAAUUAUCUUAGGGGAUGCAAUUGUAUUACCUGAAGCCAAACACCAAACAAAGAGCCUGGAGGUGCCCAUGAGGAGGAGAUGUCUUCUUCUGAUGGACAAGUCACUGUAGCCAUCCCAACGCUGUAUAACUAGCUCUCUGUCUCACUCCUCUCACCUUACCAAACUAAAGAAACAAAAUCACAUCCAGAGAAUGUAAGGAAUUCCCUUUCACCCACAACACCAAGAGUCCAGGAUUUUAACAUCAAUAUUCUAAGUGCUUUUUCUACAUCAGCUUGGAACUUCAGCUGUCUCCAGCCUCAACUCAAGUCAACCAUGAAAGAUUUCUUUUGUCUUUCAGACGAGGAGCUUCUCCCAGAGGACGAUGAGAUGCCAUCUUUCAGCCAGAGACAAAAUGGCCGAAUGCGGACGAAUUGUUCCAGAUGUCAGAGGAAUCUGUCCCUGCAGACUUCAGUGAAAGUUUUAUAUGUUUUCGUUGUAGUUCUCAUCAUCGCUGUUGUGAUUCUUGCAACAUUAGUGUUCAGGAGAGUGGAUAAUUUGUACGAUAACCUUGCCACGUCCCAGUCCUACUACGAGAAGAAGAUGGUGUCGGUUCAGGCAAAUCUUCAAGAUCUUGACAUUAAAUCAGUGGGCAAUUGUUCCUUCUGCCAUGAUGCCAGCCAGCUGGGGGAAGAAAUCAGUAAGCUCCGCAUGGAACUGGAGGGGAUCCAGAAGAUGUUGUUGCAGCAGGAAUUGGUUUUGGACCAGACAUCUCAAAGCCACCAAAUGCUCUUGUCUGCUAAUGGUGACCUUGACAAUCAAAUCAUGAGGAGCAAUUUCACCCUGAGGCAAAUUAAUCAAACACUGGGGCUUUUCCUGGCCCAGGUGAAAGGGUGGCAGACUUCAGCGGGAGAGCUGGAUACCUCUGUCAAAAAUCUGGUCCAGGAACGGUACGAUAUUAGUUCUGCUGUCCAACAAAUUAACUUUACUGUGAGACAAACUUCAGAGUGGGCUCAGAUCAUACAGAGAAAGACAGACGAGGAGACCCUCACUUUGCAGAAGAUUGUAUCUGACUGGCAGAACUACAGUAAGGUUUUCGGUGCAUUCAAGGCAACAUCAGCCAAAACAAUCGACCUGGUCAGAAACAUCCAGAGCAGCAUUGGCACAACGGUGCAGCGCAUCAGCCUCAACACAGAAGUCAUGCACGAUCUUGUUCUACAAGUCAUGGGGCUUCAGCUGCAGCUGGACAACAUCACUUCCAUCUUGGAUGACCAUGAUGAGAAUAUGCAGGACCUCCAGUAUCACGCCAAGUACACCCAGAACCGAACGGCUGAACGUUUUGAGAGCCUGGAGGGUCGAAUGUUUUCCCAUGAAACAGAAAUCAGCACCAUCUUUAACAAUAUCAACGCUACAGAUAACCACGUUCACAGCAUGUUAAAGUACCUGGAUGACGUUCGACUGUCCUGUACCCAUGGCUUUAACUCUCACGCCGAGGAAUUAUAUUACUUAAACAAGUCAAUGACACUCAUGCAGGGCACUACUGAUUUGCUGAGGGAGAGGUUUGGCUUGAUGAACGCACAGUUAGAGUUCGACAUGCGAAACUUAUCCAUGAUUAUGGAGGAGAUGAAAGUGGUGGACGUUAAACAUGAAGAAAUUCUGCAGAAGGUCACCAUUGUGCAAGGUGCUCCUGGGCUUCCUGGGCCAAGAGGAAUUAAAGGAGACACAGGAACCAAAGGGCCCUUAGGUCCCAGAGGGGCAAAAGGAGAUUCAGGGGAACUAGGACCUCAAGGGCCACAAGGACAAAGAGGAAUAGCUGGUGAUAUUGGACCACAAGGAGAAAAAGGACCGUUUGGAAUAAAGGGAGCAUCCGGUACUAAAGGUGAAAAGGGCAGCAUGGGCCCACCGGGUCCUAAAGGUCAGAAAGGAACUAAAGGUGAUGUUGGGCCUACAGGACCUGGUGGACCUCCAGGUGCAAUUGGACCCCCAGGGCUUCAGGGAAAACCUGGACUCCAAGGAUUGAAUGGCUUUUCAGGUGAAGAUGGGCCAAGGGGUGCCAAUGGAGAAACUGGUUUCCCAGGGCCUCCAGGCUUACCUGGUCCACGUGGAUUACCUGGACCACAAAUCUUCUGAAACUGAAUGUAACUAGUCACGUACCAGUUCUCAGCCUUGGGAAAACAAUGUUGGAUAACUGGUUUGAAUGUAUCAAUUCUCCAUCCCGCAAACGUUAAAAAUGAUGCACAGAAUUUUAAGCACCAAGUAAAGCACCAAUGAGUUGGCCUGGAAAACUGCACUUACUUACUCAGCAUCCAUUCCAAACCUCUGCACAUAUGUCUUUCCAUACCUGGUAACUCAUAACUUUAUGCUUUAUGUCGUCUUUACUGAAAAACAGUCAAUACAAACAUCAAAGAACAGUUCCUGACCUAGUGGUGCCCUUCCCUCAACAGCAUGGCUUGGACAUUUUCUCAGUGCCUGUGUUUACGUGCCUAUGUAGUCAAUUAUGGUCAACUGGCCAAGGAAAGCAUCCAAUCACAGACUUAAGAUGCAUUGCUGUUCUUACUAGGGAUGCACCGAAUCAUUGGAUUCGGCCGAACCCCCGAAUCUUGCAAAUAUGCAAAUUAGGAUUCGGAUUGGCAGAAUUAUUCAGCCUAAUCCGAAUCCUGCUGAAAAAGGCGAAUCCUGGCCGACUCCAGAACCAAAUCCUGGAUUCGAUGCGUCCCUAGUUCUUACUCAGCAUCCAGCCAGUAGACGCCACAUGGGUGUGCCUUUUUUUUUCCCACCCUUUUUUCAUAGCAGUUUAGGAGAUAGACAACAAUACUACGAAGAGACAUUUAAGACCAGUAAUGCCCCAACUAAAGUUCUCUAACUUGUUGGUCUUCCUCACAAGGGAUAAAAAUCAGCUGGUAAUCAAUAUAAAUACUAUGUAAUGUUUAUCUUUAGUUUGGAGGCUUUAGCAAAAACCCUCUAACCCUUGCUCCAAAACAAGCCCUGCUCCAUCUAUUUGUCAUUUAUUUCAACUCUCAUUAUGCUUCAACUCUUUCCUUUCUCAUGUUUUUUUCUAUCUCACCCCUGGAUCAUUGUCUCACCUAGUGCCAUAUACUGGUUUGUGUUUGACGUUUAUGUUACUUGCCCACAAUGCAACUUGCACCUAUAUAUAGUUGAGAUAUUUGAACACACAUUCCAUUAAAUAAAAUAAAACAAAAGCUU